ACAUGUCAAACAUUUGUUUAUUUACGUUCUGAAAUCGAGAUCUGCCGGCCGAUUUGUAUUAAAAAAAAAAUUUCUUCAGAUAUUUUCAAUCAGUAAAUUAGUUUUAAUUUAAUCCUCUCAACUGAAACUCAACUAUGAAACUGUACGCCCUCAGCGGUGACCCGGCCAAGCCGUGUUACGUCGUCAGCUUCAAGGAUCUGCUGAUAAUGCUCGACUGUGGCCUGUCGGUGAACUCGGUGCUAAACUUCCUCCCGCUGCCACUGGUUCAGAGUGCCCGGUUCCACUCGCUGCCCAACUGGAACUGCCGCGACCCGGACAUCCAGCUCGACGAUGGGGAAAUUAAGGAGUGCUGUGGCUGUGCCUUUAUAAACUCAGCACCGGAGUUUGUUCCGCCGUUGGAUAAGAUUAUAAACUUUUCCGAGAUCGAUGUCAUUUUGAUAUCAAAUUACACCAACAUGAUGGCACUUCCGUUCAUUACGGAGGGAACUGGGUUUAGUGGGACGGUUUACGCGACGGAACCGACGUUGCAGAUUGGGCGGUUCUUUUUGGAGGAGCUUGUAGAGUAUAUUGAGGCAUCGCCGAAGGAAAAUACGGCCCGGAUGUGGAAGGAUAUUCAGCAUUUGCUGCCACAGCCAUUGAACGACGUGUUUAAACCGAAGAACUGGCGCCACUUGUUCAGCUUGGACGCGGUUAAUAAGAGUUUGGCUCGGGUGCAGAUGACGGGUUACGAUCAGAAGUUGGACAUUUUUGGUGCGCUGCAGGUAACGCCGGUUAGUUCUGGGUUUUGCUUGGGGUCAAGCAAUUGGAUUAUCGUUUCCGGACAGGAGAAGAUCUCAUACAUCAGUGGUUCGUCGACGUUGACGACACAUCCGAGGCCGAUUAAUCAGGCAGCGUUGAAGUACUCCGAUGUGAUUAUCAUGGCGGGGUUGACGCAGGCUCCUCACGUGAAUCCGGACGGAAUGUUGGGAGAGUUGUGCAUGAACGUGGUGAUGACUUUGCGCAACGGAGGAUCGGUCUUGAUUCCGUGCUACCCGUCUGGUGUUGUGUAUGAUCUGUUUGAGUGUCUAUCGUCAAGUUUGGACAACCAGGGCUUCUCACAGAUUCCGAUGUUCUUUAUUUCACCGGUUGCGGACAGUUCACUUGCUUAUUCCAACAUUCUUGCGGAGUGGCUCUCGACGUCCAAGCAAAACAAAGUCUACAUUCCGGACGAACCAUUCCCACACGCCAACCUGGUGAAGAAUGCAAAACUGAAGCAUUUUAAGCACAUCUAUUCGGAAGGUUUCAGCACGGAGUUUCGGCAGCCGUGCGUCGUCUUCUGCGGUCAUCCUAGUCUACGCUUUGGAGAUGCCGUUCACUUUGUAGAACUUUGGGGUUCAAACCCUCAACAUACGAUCAUCUUUACCGAACCAGACUUCCCGUACCUGCAAGCCUUAGCUCCGUACCAGCCCCUGGCCAUAAAAACCGUCUACUGUCCCAUCGAAACUUCGCUCAACUUCCAGCAGGCCAACAAACUCAUCAAGGAACUUAAGCCAGGUGUCCUCGUCAUCCCGGAAAACUACACUCAACCACCACCAAUAGCACCCCACAAACUGGACCUCGUAAUCGAUCAACUCCCCGAUAAAAUGGUCAUCAAAUUCAAGCGAGGCGAAGUGAUCAAACUCCCGCUCAAACGCAAACGAUCCCGAAUCUACCUGGAUCCGCAAAUGGCCCGCAGCCUCGUCCCGCACGAAAUCCAACCCGGCGUAACCAUUUCAACCUUAACCGGCGUGCUCCACGUCAAGGACAACAUCCACGAUCUGCACCCGCUCGAACCCACCCCAGAGGAACUCGCCGAAGAGCAGCAAAAACUGUCCAAAAAGCCGCACCUCCAACCGCCGGGCCAGAACCGGCUGCGCCACAUCAAGUACGAGUGGGGCACGCUGGACGUGAAUCUGUUUCUGAAAAAACUUGCCCAGGACGGCAUCACCGACAUCAAGGUGGAGCAGAGCGGUGGCGGCGGGGACGAGCUGACGCUGCACCUGGCCAGCGAGGACACCGUCAUCAAGGUAAGUGAAAAGGCGACGAGCAUCGUGUGCGGUGGGAAGCAGAGCUUGCGGUUGAAGUUGCGCGAUCUGCUGCUGCAGUGCGUGCAGAAUUUUUGAACAGGGCGAGCAAUAAAGCGGCGAAAAAAUGAGGUA
Messenger RNA from Culex quinquefasciatus (southern house mosquito), 2177 nucleotides. It is a transcript of the gene IntS9, whose product is annotated as integrator complex subunit 9. Bases 135 to 2141 code for a protein of 668 amino acids. The record is from RefSeq and is a predicted model, not a curated record. The transcript is spliced from 3 exons. Gene Ontology annotation, cellular component: integrator complex. Gene Ontology annotation, biological process: snRNA processing. Lineage: Eukaryota; Metazoa; Arthropoda; Insecta; Diptera; Culicidae.